AUGACAACACGGAGUUUGAAGGGACAAGCAGCUGCGCUCACGUAUCGGGGUACCCAAGACUCGCAAAUCGUCUUGCUUCAGGGUGGAAUUUCUAAAGACCCCAGCGAGAGGUUGGUGUUCGAUGAAGAUCAACGGGCCCUCGAUCUCUGCAACCUGAUUCGGGAUUUGGGCGUUGACGGUAUUGCGCGAAUGAACGCGGGCUUUGAGGUCUUGCUUUGCGACUAUGAAAAUGCUGGAGUAGAAUUGCUGCUCUCUAGCAACACUACUGUACCAAGAUCUCACAAACGCCAAGACGAUCCAACGCUCCCUAAAGAUCCGAAUCGUAUAUCUCCGCAUGGAUACGGCAAUGAACUCGGAACUCAAAGGAGUUGGGAGUGGAUAAGAAGGGGUACAUGGCAUUAUGGCGUCUCGGCCAACCAUGCCAGUAGUACGAAGGAAACCCGAAUCCAGUUGGAUCUUUGCAGCUUUUUGACCUAUUGCGACCCUUACCUGCGCAAUCUUAUCAACCGUGGCCGUGGUCUCUCAGGUGAUCGUAGUACAUUUCAGAACGGAUGGGGAUUUUGGAAAGGACAACGACUGACAAAUAUCUCAAAGCCCGAUGUCGAUACUGUGAAGGACUGGGUGAAACAACUGCACGCCCCGACCAAUCGAGCAGGGGCUCAGUGCUCUUAG
This is a messenger RNA of Parastagonospora nodorum SN15, 672 nucleotides long. RefSeq lists its product as hypothetical. The coding region runs from base 1 to 672 and encodes 223 amino acids. NCBI's taxonomy places the organism in Eukaryota, Fungi, Ascomycota, Dothideomycetes, Pleosporales, Phaeosphaeriaceae. The transcript has a single exon. The record is from RefSeq and is a predicted model, not a curated record.